Messenger RNA from Erinaceus europaeus (western European hedgehog), 3410 nucleotides. It is a transcript of the gene PLAGL1, whose product is annotated as PLAG1 like zinc finger 1. The record is from RefSeq and is a predicted model, not a curated record. Bases 845 to 2281 code for a protein of 478 amino acids. Gene Ontology annotation, molecular function: DNA-binding transcription activator activity, RNA polymerase II-specific. Lineage: Eukaryota; Metazoa; Chordata; Mammalia; Eulipotyphla; Erinaceidae. The transcript has 8 exons.
GGCGGCUAAGCCCCCGGCAUCUGCCAUUUGUCACUCAGCCCGGCGGGACCGCCCCGAGCCUUGAUUUAGCCGCGGCCGGGGCGGGUCUGCUCUCACUCUGCCGGCGCUGCGCCUGCACCGACAGACCAGACGGGGCGGCUCUGCUCUCCCGCGGCGGAGCCGGAGCCGGAGCCGGAGCCGGAGCCGAGCCGGAGCGCGGGCCGGGGCGCCGUCAUGGCCGCGCAGGCGGUGCAGCCCCACGGCCGCGCCUGAGUUGCGGGGCCCCGACCUGCCACGGAUUGACUUCACAUCUCACGUGACCUCUGUUUGAUGUCACAUCUAAAACUCCUCUGUACCUCAAACUGAGAAAGGUAUUUGUAUAGGAAUCAGAGGAGUUAAUCGUGAUCUUCUCAUACAAAAUAAACGGACAUAGCCUUUUUGAUCAAAUUAAGAGAAGAAAACAGUCAACCAAGUGAAUAAAUUGCUUAGAAAGCAGGGGAAAACUUCAGGGUUUUUCUAAUCCAAUUGCAAGUUUGAAUCUUCAAACAAACCCCCUGGGAGAUCCUGUGACCCCCUUUCAGCUGAUGCUUCCUGUCAUUGAGUAGACAGUCUGGUGACCCUGGACAUGUCCCAGCUCUAGUGACACAGAUUACCUUUCUGCUCCUGGAACCUCUUGUGUGCCUCAGACUUUCUUCUCUCAACUUGAGACCGCAUAUAAAUUGGGAUGUGGGGAAGCAGGAAGCCCAGCUAGUGGUAACUGAGAGCCCCCUCCCAGUGGGUAGACCCAGGCCCAGAGAACCACAGCACUGUGGCUCCCCCUGGAGUUUCGCUGUGUGCUCAGCGCCCUCCUUCCAGCUGUGCUCACAUGGCACAGCCCUUACUCAGCGCAUCUGAAAAAGAAAGAGUGAAAAGCAAAGCCCAUGGCCGCCUACCCUGCCAGCUAUGUGGCAAGACGUUUCUCACCCUGGAGAAGUUCACUAUCCACAAUUAUUCCCACUCCAGGGAGCGACCUUUCAAGUGCUUGCAGCCUGACUGUGGCAAAGCCUUCGUUUCCAGAUAUAAAUUAAUGAGGCACAUGGCGACCCACUCACCCCAGAAAUCUCACCAGUGUGCUCACUGUGAGAAGACAUUCAACCGGAAAGACCACCUGAAAAAUCAUCUCCAGACCCAUGACCCUAACAAAAUGGCCUUUGGGUGCGAGGAGUGUGGGAAGAAGUAUCACACGGUGCUGGGCUACAAGAGGCACCUGGCGCUGCACGCGGCCAGCAGCGGCGACCUCACCUGCGGGGUGUGCGCGCUGGAGCUGGGCAGCACGGAGGUGCUGCUCGACCACCUCAAGGCCCACGCCGAAGAGAAGCCCCACCACGGAGCCCGGGAGAAGAAGCACCAGUGCGACCACUGCGAGAGGUGCUUCUACACCAGGAAAGAUGUCCGGCGCCACCUGGUGGUCCACACAGGCUGCAAGGACUUCCUGUGUCAGUUCUGCGCCCAGAGAUUUGGCCGCAAAGACCACCUCACCCGCCACACCAAGAAGACCCACUCGCAGGAGCUGAUGAGGGAGAGUCUGCAGCCUGGAGACCUGCUGAGCACCCUGCAUGCCAUCUCCCCCCAGUUUCAGCUGAAGGCGACCACCACUCUGUCUCCUUUCCCCCUGGGGGCCCCUGUGCAGAACGGGUUAGCCAGCAGCUUGCAGGUCGAGGUCCACACCCUCCCCAGCAAUCACCCAGAGCCACCUCUGCAGCCCAUUCAGCCGCUGCCAGAGCCCCUGGCCCCACUCCACCCCAUGCCAGCUCCCCCUAACUCUCCCCCGGCCCUCCACAACCACAAGUACAACACCGCCGCUACCUCGUACCCUCCACUUGCAAGCAUGCCCAUCAAACAGGAGAAUAAAGGCUAUUGCAAUGUUAAUCUGCUGGAGGACUUCCCUCUGCAAGAGCCUCAGUCCCCUCUGAAGCUCAGUCCAGGUUUUGACCUGGCUAAGGGCAGUGCUGCUAAGAUCAACCUGCCCAAGGAGCUGUCGGCGGAUGCCGUGAACCUAACCAUACCCGCCUCUCUGGACCUUUCCCCGCUGUUGGGCUUCUGGCAGCUGCCACCUGCCGCCCAGAACGCCUUUGGGAAUGGUACUCUCACCCUGGGGCCCGGGGAAUCGCUGCCCCAUCGAUUAGGCUGUUUGGGGCAGCAGCAGCAGGACCCCUCCCUCGCCAUGAGCCUGGGCCAGCUGGCUCUGCCCCCUCUGCCGCAUGUGUUCUCUGCCACUGCGGGGCCAGCCAUCUUGCCUCAUUUCCACCACGCGUUCAGAUGACUGGCUUGUAGGCAUCCCGAUUCUGCCAGGUGUUUAAGAGAAACCCUUUGAACGUCAGCUAGCAUACAAGGAAAGAUUUGGGAUUGGGAACGGCUUUGAGAUAAGAGAGUUCUUGAACUGCAUGUGUUUGUGCCAAUCUGUCCCGCGUUGUUUAUUAUGCUUCGUACCAAAUGAUGUAAUCAGCAAGUAUUCUCUAUUGGAACUGUUUAUUUGUGUCGUUACGAUCGACAUCCAUACGAGGGCUGCUAUAUCUAGAUAUUUGUCCUAUUGAAUCGUAAGCCAUCAUCAUCACACCUUGAUCGAAUGAGCUUGUGAGGCACUGCCUCUUGGGGAGGAAGUCUGGAAGUUAUGGCAUUCCCUACAAUGGGAGGGCUUUGGAGAUAAAAGCAUAUAACCUUAUUGCAUAUGUAACUAGGCUGUGAGUUUCUUUUCAGGGAUUUUUCUACCGUCCUGGUUGGAUGUAGUUUAGUUCCUCUUGCCAUAGACAGCCUGUAGUUUUACAAAAACGAUUUCUUGUGGAAUAAUAGACGUCUCCAUUAAAAAACAAGAAAAAAAAAAGCAUUUUAAAUGUAGUUUGAAUAUUUUCCACAAGGUGCGACAAUGUGAGUUUUCACUUCGUGUAUCUUUCAAUAGUUGUCAGUUAUACCUGACAGGAAAAAAAAAAAACAUAAAAAAAUUUUAAAAACAGACUAUAAAAAAAAAACACUGUGUAACCUGGUUAAGUGGUAAAGUAAUCAAGGCAUCAGCCAAGAAAAGCAUUUUGCUGCCUUUAGUAUUGAUUAUAUUUUUAACAUGAAUUUAAGAAGCUAUUACUGGAAUUUAAAUAUAUAUAUAUAUAUCUAUAUUAAACAAGAAUUUUUCUUUGCUUUAUCUGGCUUAAAGUACUACUCUGUGUAACUGCUGAAUUAUCAUUGCUCAUCAACAAGUGCAUUUAAAAUUCGUCAUUAAGGCAACAUUAGCUUUAUGAAGAAAACAGUUUACAAUGUAACUGUGAUCUGUCUUGGAUUUGGUAUUGAAUGAGUUUUUAAAAAUGUACAACCUAAUCUUUUCUUUUAAAGCUCUUUGUCUUGUGUUUAGAUGCUUUCUAUAUGAAUAUAUAUCUUACAUAUAAUAAACUGUGCAAAUUCUG